AGUAAAAAGAAGAGAAGAAGAAGCACAUGACGGCGGCCCGGGGAGGGAACGUCAUUAAUGAUUCCUCGAGCUGCAACCUCACAACAUCCUCAAAAGAACGACAAAACGACACAUUCAUCAUCCGAACUACUAGUCACUAUCUAGUCAAUCAACCGGAUGCGGAGUCCCCGACUACUGCUCAUCUCUAAGCGCCCGCUGUCAACAAUAGCCCACCACCAGAUGAGUUCCCCAAUGACCAGUCGCAAGGGCUCGCUGCCCCAUCAACUGCGCACUGCAGCAGAGCCCCGCCAGAACCGACUGUACAAUGUGCGCCUGUCGCACGUCGAGCAGGCCAAUCCGUCGGUGCGCCUGCUGCAGUUGACCAUUCCUCCCGAAAUACAAGACCUGGAGGAGGAGGAGAGGGAAGAGGAGCUGGAAGAAGGCGAACCCCUGACCUUCCUCCCGGGCCAGUGGCUGGACGUACACAUCCCGACCAUCCCCCACGCGGGCGGCUUCAGCAUCACCUCCACGCCGGCCGACGCGCAGGUCCUCCCGCCUCUGGCGUCCCCGAGUGCCACCGAGGCUAUCGCGAUCGAGGAAACGGGCCUCCCGCCACUCGACCCGCGCGGCCGGCCGCCGUACGUGGAACUGGCGGUCCAAAAGGCCCCCUCCAACCCAGCCAGCGCAUGGCUAUGGAAACCCGCGCACGAGAUCCUGGGCACGCAGCUGAGCAUUCGUAUCGGAGGGGGGUUCGUGUGGCCUCCAACCGGCGUUUCUCUGGACGAGAUCAAAAAUGUAGUGUUCAUUGCCGGGGGCGUGGGUAUCAAGUAAGUCCACAGCUUAUACUUACUUGUACUUGCUGUACCGAGUACAUCAUGAUAAACUAUCAACCAUCAACUUCACAUCUGGAAGAGCAACCCCCUCCCUCUCCCCCUCCCCCUCCGCUGUUCUCCUCUGGAGAAGAAUAGUCCACUAAUAGAUAUAAAAUAACCCCCAUAGCCCCCUAACAUCCAUCCUCUCACACCUAAACAAUGACUCCGACGAAACCACCACCCCGCGCCACC
Molecule: messenger RNA, 1043 nt
Organism: Aspergillus heteromorphus CBS 117.55
Lineage: Eukaryota; Fungi; Ascomycota; Eurotiomycetes; Eurotiales; Aspergillaceae
Product: FAD-dependent oxidoreductase
Exons: 2
Coding region: 157-810 (217 amino acids)
Cellular component (GO): mitochondrion
Molecular function (GO): oxidoreductase activity
Source: RefSeq, a predicted model, not a curated record